AAAAUGCCCAGCGACACGCCAGUAAGACUGCGCAUCAACCUCGCCGCGGCGACGGUCCAGGGCGUCCCCAGGCCCCCCGGCGCGGAGCACCCCGACGCCAUCAUCAUGAGCACGACAGAGGCGCAGCUCUCCCAACAAAAAAAGCACAAGGCGGACAUCAUGGCCAAAAGGGCGAUGGAGACCGGCUUAGCCCCAGGGAAAAACAUCUUCAUGCAGGGCUUCAUGAUGUACAUGUCCGGGUCGUCCAUCAACAUCUGGUCGAUGAUGGUCGUCGGACACGCUUUUUAUAACCCCAUCAAGGCGUUGCUGUCCAUCGACGAGGCCUUCGCGCGCUACGCGUCCGCCGAUUCCGAAAUCGAUCUGACGCUGCCCAAAUUAGCGUUCAUCGGCUGCAACGCCGCGAUGCUCGCGCUCGCGCUGUGGAAGCUGAACACGAUGCGGCUCCUGCCCAUCACGGCGGCGGACUGGACGUCUUUUUUAGUAGACAAGGUCGACGUCGAGAGCUCGGGCGUGCCACUAACUUUGUAGAUAGUCUAUUACACGA
Molecule: messenger RNA, 544 nt
Organism: Pelagomonas calceolata
Lineage: Eukaryota; Pelagophyceae; Pelagomonadales; Pelagomonadaceae
Source: the annotation of a GenBank genome assembly